Ziziphus jujuba (common jujube) is the source of this 3360-nucleotide messenger RNA. Its product is annotated as LRR receptor-like serine/threonine-protein kinase EFR. Gene Ontology annotation, biological process: protein phosphorylation. NCBI's taxonomy places the organism in Eukaryota, Viridiplantae, Streptophyta, Magnoliopsida, Rosales, Rhamnaceae. Gene Ontology annotation, molecular function: ATP binding; protein binding; protein kinase activity. The transcript is spliced from 5 exons. The record is from RefSeq and is a predicted model, not a curated record. Bases 1 to 3360 code for a protein of 1119 amino acids.
AUGACUCCCUUUGGAACUUGCUUUGUUUCAAUGAUGAAAGCCAUGUCCAUGGCCAUCUUAAUAUGCUCCAUGGUCACUUCAACCUUCUCUGGAACAACCAACAUAACCACAGACCAGUCAGCACUUCUUGUCCUAAAAUCCCAUAUAAUCCAUGACCCACAAAACAUUUUGUCCAAAAAUUGGUCAAAUUCUUCAUCUAUCUGCAAUUGGGAUGGUGUAAUUUGUGGUGCUAAACACAAAAGGGUCACCGUAUUGAAUCUUUCUUAUAGGGGUCUUACCGGAACUGUUCCUCCAGAACUUGGAAACCUUUCUUUUCUUGUAGAAUUAAGGCUCACAAACAAUAGCUUUCACGGAUCUUUGCCUGUGGAAUUGACUCGGCUACGGCGGUUGAAGGUGAUCAACUUUGGAUUCAAUAAUCUGAUGAAGGGGGAGAUACCUUCUUGGUUUGGAUUAUUUCCAAAACUUGAAACUUUGAAUUUGUAUGGUAAUCAGUUUACCGGUUCUUUACCCACCUCCAUCUUCAACUUGUCUUCGGUACAAAUAAUUACUCUCUCAAAUAACCAGCUUUCAGGCAUACCAAGAGAAAUUGGGAACUUAACAACACUGAAAGAGUUGUAUCUUGACUAUAACAACUUGAAAGAAAUUCCUAAGGAGAUUGGUAACUUAAACAGCCUUGACGUGUUGUCCAUAAAAUCCAAUGCUUUAACAGGGCCUUUUCCUUUGUUUGUCUUCAAUAUUUCUUCUUUGAAAAAAUUGAAUUUUAACUACAAUAAUCUAUCCGGUAGCCUUCCAAACAGUAUGUGUGAAAGUGCUCCUAGUCUCCAACUGUUGGCUUUAGACUACAAUCAGCUUGGUGGCUCCGUUCCAUCUCAAUGGUCUCGAUGCAAAAAUCUUCAAACUUUAUUAUUAUCAGUUAAUCACUUUGUCGGAAGCAUACCCAGAAAUAUUGGAAACUUGACAAUUCUGAAGCACCUCGAUCUUGGGACUAACAACUUAACAGGUGUAGUACCCAAUGAGAUUGGUGAUCUUCAAAAUCUUGAGGUAUUAGUGCUCCAAGAGAACCAUCUCGGUGGGCCAAUGCCACCUAAAUUCUUCAAUAUUUCUUCGAUGAGUAUCAUUGGACUAGCAGUUAAUCGCUUAUCAGGCCAAUUUCCAUCACAUACAAGUUUCCUAUUUCCAAACCUUAGUCGGCUAUCCUUGGGAAUGAACGAUUUCACCGGUCCCAUCCUCAAUUUUAUAUCCAAUGCUUCUCAACUCAUACAAAUUGAUAUUCCAUACAAUUCAUUCUAUGGCACUCUUAAAAGUAAACUUUGUUCUUUACAAAAUAUCCAAUGGCUUAACUUAGCUUCCAACAAUUUCACCAUUGACCCUUCAGACAACUUCUUCACUUCUUUAUCGGAUUGUAAAUAUCUUACAUUUUUGGAGCUGGGAAGCAACCCAUUGAAUGCAAUGCUUCCAAAUUUUGGUGGGAAUCUUUCUUCUUCUCUCCAAUAUUUUGGAGUCAUUAAUUGCUCAAUGAAGGGCAAUAUUCCUAAGCAAAUUGGGAGUUUAAGCAGCUUAAUUACCUUAAAGUUGCAAUACAAUAAUUUGACUGGUUCUAUUCCAACAACAAUUGGAGGACUACAAAAGCUACAGGGCCUAUAUCUGAAUAGAAACAAGGUAGAAGGUUUUAUACCUUCAGAAAUUUGCCAAUUAGGGAGCUUGGAUAAAUUAUUUUUGGCCAAUAAUAAUCUCAUUGGGUCUAUACCAGAAUGUUUAGGAUAUCUCAGUUCUCUUAGAACUCUCUCAUUGAAUUCCAAUGGAUUGAAUUCCACAAUUCCGAACACAUUAUGGAGUCUUGAAUAUAUCCUGAAAUUGAACCUGUCAUCCAAUUCUCUUGUUGGAUCUCUUCCUCUGGAUGUUGAAAACUUGAAAGUUGUGACGGCAAUAGAUUUAUCAAAUAAUGAGUUAUCAGGCAACAUACCAAGUAGCAUUGGGAGUCUUCAAAAUUUGGUUAAUCUUUCGUUGGCACAAAAUAGAUUCACAGGUCAAAUUCCCACUUCAUUUGGCAAACUUAUAAGCAUAGAACUCAUGGAUUUGUCAAGAAACAACUUGUCGGGUGAAAUUCCAAAGUCUUUGGAAGCAUUAUUGAGCCUAAAGCAUUUCAACGUGUCUUACAACCAAUUGGAAGGAGAAAUCCCUACCGGAGGAUCUUUUGUGAAUUUCUCUGCUCACUCUUUUAUGUCGAACAAUGGACUUUGUGGUGCACCUCGGCUGCAAGUAUCCCCAUGCAAAGCUAAAGAAACUCAUAAAUCAAGAAAUGCAACCGACACUAUAGGUGUGUUGCGGAUUACUUUGCCAGUGGUUUCAUCAAUAAUACUUAUAUCGGCACUUGCAUGUUUGUUCAUGAGAUGCCAAAAAAAUAAGGCUUUGAGAAUUUCUAGUGAGGCCAACUUGAAUCUUCCACCACCAUGGAGAAAGAUUUCACAUGAAGAGCUUUUGGAGGCAACAAAUGGAUUCAACGAAAUAAACUUGCUUGGUACAGGGAGUUUUGGCUCUGUAUAUGAAGGAAAACUCAAUGAUGGAUUGCAUGUUGCAAUAAAAGUUUUCAAUCUGAAUUUAGAAAGGGCAUUCCAGAGUUUUGAUGCUGAAUGCGAAGUAUUAUUCAAUCUCCGCCAUCGGAAUCUUGUCAAAAUCUUGAAUACUCACAAUGGAAAUGAUUUCAAAGCCUUGGUGCUACAAUUCAUGCCAAGGGGAAACCUUGAGAAGUGGUUGCAUAAUUGUGAUUACAAUCUAAGUAUGUUACAAAGACUGAAUAUAAUGAUUGAUGUUGCAUCAGCAUUGGAAUAUCUUCAUCAUGGCUAUUCGCAACCUGUUGUUCAUUGUGAUAUAAAGCCUAGCAACAUACUUUUAGAUGCAGAUAUGGUUGCUCAUGUUGCUGAUUUCGGAAUGGCAAAAAUGUUAGGCGAAAACGCAUUGAUGGCACAAACCAAAACCCUAGCCACUAUUGGGUAUAUGGCACCAGAAUAUGGACUAGAUGGGAUUGUUUCCACAAAAGGAGAUGUCUAUAGCUACGGUAUUUUGCUUAUGGAAACUUUCACAGGAAAAAGACCUACAGAUAAAAUGUUUGUUGAAGAUUUGAGCUUGAGGAAAUGGGUUAAGGAAUCAUUUUCUUUGGAAGUAACAGAAGUUGCAGAUAAGGAACUGUUUAGUGAAGAAAAACAAUAUAGAUCUGGCAUUAAAGAUUGUUUGUCAUCCAUCAUGGACUUGGCCUUGAAUUGUUCUUCAGAGACGCCAGAGAACAGGAAAACUAUAAAGGAUGCUUUAAUUUUACUUCACAAAAUCAAAAAGAAGUUCUUGAAGGAAAUUCAGUAUACAUAA